UACAAACCUUACCUCAAACUCACAGAAUCCACCGAACCCGACUGGGUCUCCGACCUUGACCUCACCCAAGCAAAAGAACUCGGACAGGAACUCCUCGGCGACAAACCUUUGAAAGUCCUCGUCCUCUACGGCUCCCUCCGAACCCGCUCCUACUCCCGCCUAACCGCCUACGAAUUCGCCCGAAUCCUCACCCACCUCGGCGCAGAAGUCCGUGUCUUCAACCCCGCGGGCCUCCCUAUAAAGGAUGAUAACCCGGAGACAGAAAAGCACGCGAAGGUACAGGAGUUGAGGGAGUUGAGUGUAUGGAGUGAAAGUCAAGUGUGGGUUUGUCCGGAACAACACGGUAUCCUCACCGCUGUCUUCAAAAACCAAAUCGACUGGCUCCCCUUAAGUUUGGGAAGUGUGAGGCCAACACAGGGCAGAACCCUCGCCAUCGCCCAAGUCAACGGCGGCUCCCAAUCCUUCAACACCGUCAACGCCCUCCGCAUCCUCGGCCGCUGGAUGCGCAUGGUCACAAUCCCAAACCAAUCAUCUAUACCCAAAGCCUGGACCGAGUUCACCCCCUCCGACCGUCUCAAGCCCUCGUCGCUCCGUGAUCGCGUCGUCGAUGUUUGUGAGGAAUUGUAUCGGUUUGGAGCGUUGUUGAGGGGGAAGGGGGAGAUGCUUGUUGAUCGGUAUAGUGAGAGGGAGGAGAAGAAG
This is a messenger RNA of Saitoella complicata NRRL Y-17804, 699 nucleotides long. RefSeq names its product arsenical resistance protein-like protein ArsH. The record is from RefSeq and is a predicted model, not a curated record. NCBI's taxonomy places the organism in Eukaryota, Fungi, Ascomycota, Saitoellomycetes, Saitoellales, Saitoellaceae. The transcript has a single exon. Gene Ontology annotation, molecular function: oxidoreductase activity. The annotation marks the transcript as partial.